This is a messenger RNA of Synchiropus splendidus (mandarinfish), 5245 nucleotides long. RefSeq names its product mitotic deacetylase associated SANT domain protein b (gene mideasb). Gene Ontology annotation, cellular component: histone deacetylase complex; transcription regulator complex. The record is from RefSeq and is a predicted model, not a curated record. Gene Ontology annotation, molecular function: transcription corepressor activity. Gene Ontology annotation, biological process: regulation of transcription by RNA polymerase II; negative regulation of DNA-templated transcription. The coding region runs from base 652 to 3906 and encodes 1084 amino acids. Lineage: Eukaryota; Metazoa; Chordata; Actinopteri; Syngnathiformes; Callionymidae. The transcript is spliced from 14 exons.
UGGAUCGGUAUUGACCGAUCAUCAAGGCUGUCGUGUCGGUUUCCGAUUCGGAUGUGGUGGUAGCAGCAAGUCGCCCUAGUGUCCAAGUGCAUAUGCGCCAGCCUUUGUUCACUGCAAAGGCAAGCUUGAGGCUGACUCUCUCCGCAUGUGCAGUUUUUUCUGUCCGCUUAGGGCGACGUCAGGAAAGGCUGCUGCAGUUUGGCUACACAAUAUCUACACUUAAAAGGCGCACCGCCUGAGACUGUGUAAUGCAACCUUUUUAAGUGACCAUCAAAGUCUUUAAAGUCUGGAAACACUUGCUUUAAACCUGUGCAACACAGUGGGCCUUAGUUGCAUUGUAGCCGAUCCACUGGAGUCGUCGGAGAGCUGCAGCCUGCGCUCGGAGCGUCUGGCGGGGUGUUGCCCAUGAAUGAAGGAAGCAUGCGGACCUCUUCAGAUCUGUUGACCCCGGACUGACCAUCUUUGAUGGGGCUACAAAGAGAAACAAAAGACAAGUUUGAAGUGGAUCCCACACUCGCUGAUGUUGACCUUGUUUGGCAGACUUUUCAUUAGUGGAAACCCCAGAAUAGGAAACGCUUGGUCCGACUUCAGUGCCGUGUUUUGAGAGAACUUGUUGGUUUUGUGAAGACGCUCCUCUGGACUGGUCCAUUCAUGCCUAUCAUGAGUAUCCCAGCCCAGCAAACCCCCGCGAGCAAGAGAACUGGCAAGAGCAUCACCUUCUUCACCAACCCUAGCUUGGCCAUGAAGGAGACUCCCCCGCAGCCUGAGGGGUCCUACUACGUUCCAGGGGUUGUCUCAGACCCUGGACAAAGCGAGGCUGCGAGUACAGUGACUUCUAACCCUGAAGGUCCUCACAUGUACCUCAAUUCAGUCAUUUUUAGCCCGGAAAAGGGUGAACAGAACCGUGGGCAUUACCAGCAGACCGUGCAGAUGAAGUGGAACCAUCCGGAGCAGGGUCAGCAGCAGCAGCAGCAACCUCUGUCCCAGCAGCAGAGGGCCUCCUCCUGGACUGCAGCUAACUGGGCUCAGAACUUUGCUGGAUAUGUCGGUUCAGGGAACCUCACAGACGCAAGAAUCCAGACGGCGUUUGCAAAGUCGAUGCAUGAAGGUUCUGCAGUCCAGCAUCCUCAAAGCAAGCCGCUCGAGCAGCCUCUGGGUUCCAAUCCGUCAGUGGAGCCCUUCCGAGAUGCUGCUAAGGACCACGGCCAAGACUGGGAGCAGCAGCAGACCUUUCCGGAGACGCUGAAACCUGGAGCGUUGAACGCCCAGCAGCACAGCGGGUCUCACCCGGGGGGGAGCUCCGUGCUGCAGCCCUUUCAGUUGGCCUUCGGUCAGCCAAAGCAGCACCUCCCGGCCUACUACCAGACCUUCCCGGGAAACAGAACCACGCUCCCAAACCCACCCAAUUACCCCCCUCAGCCGCAAGCCCCCGCGCAGAAGUCGGAGCAGAUCCAACGGCAUCAGCAGCAAAUCAUACAGCAGCAAAUCCAACAACAACAACAGCAGCAGCAUCAGAUGCAACAGCAGCAGAUCAUUCAGCACCAACAGCAGCUGCAGCUGCAGCACGAGCAGCAGAAACAAAAGAUGCAGAUACAACAGCAGCAACAGCUUCAAAUGCAACAUCAGCAGUUACAACAACAAAACCCCCAUGUGCUUGACUAUUUCCCAGGUGCACCGAGUGCACACCCACAGCCCGUGGUGGUACACUCCCAGGAGUCCUCGGUCCCAGCUCCACCAACGAUUCAGGAGCCUCUCAUCCAGGACAUCACCCCGGAACCUCAGCAGCCACUGGACCCCCUCCACCCGCUCCUUGCAUCCGAUCUGCUGUCUCAGACGCAGCUUCAGUCCCAUCAGCUUCGGAGGUCCCGGCGCCUCUCCAAGGAGGGAGGGGCCCCGUCAGACGGCCCUGUCCUUAAUUCAUCAGAUCAAGCUGCCCCUGGGCCACAGGGAUCCCAGAACGGGGGUCGUGACAUUCAGGCAGCCCCAACAGGGGUUAUCCAGAGCACACGGAGGAAACGUAGGGUCUCACAGGAGGUCAACCUGGAGACCCUCGCCCAGAAGGCUUCAGAGAUGGAAUCCUUACCGUCCCACGUGGUGAAGGAGCCUCACAGUCCUCCUGAGAGAGAGCCUCAUGUCAAGAGGCCUCGAGACGAUGGCCUCCUUCCGCUUGUCAUCCCAGUGUCGGUGCCGGUGCGGCGGCAGGAACCGUCUUCGCCGGACUUGGAGGAAGUGACCCUGACCUCCAACUGGCCUCUGCGGCUCCCGCACCCUCAUGACCUUGGCCACCACGACCACAAGCCCUCAGUCAUCGUCACCCGAAGACGCUCGCUCCGGAACUCGCUGUCGGAGAGCUCGGAGCAGAACGGCGGCCCAGAUGAUGAUGACGGCAAAAAGUCCAAGCGGCGGCCCAGACCUGAGCCCCUAUUCAUCCCCCCACCCAAGCCGGGCUUGUUCAUCUCCCCGCCGGUCUACACCAGCAUCACGUCGUACCAGAGCCACCUCCGCUCCCCCGUCCGCCUGGCCGACAACCCGCUGGCCAUGCCCCCCUACACGCCGCCCCCCAUCCUCAGCCCGGUCCGAGAAGGAUCCGGACUCUACUUCUCCACGUUCCUGUCGGCCGCCGGGGCCGCUGCUGCCGGAGCAGCGGGCCUGCCACCUCCUGCCACGCCCAAGUCGGCCACACGCAGCCUCCUGUGUUCAAGCAGCUGUGACAUGACUCCACCAGUCCUGUCUGCCAUCGGUGAGGCCACGCCGGUCAGCAUCGAGCCAGCAGCGGAGGAGACGUUAGAGAAGGGCAGGAGGCGGAUCAACAUCGGGUCCAGGUACCAGGCGGAGGUGCCGGAGCUGAGGCAGCGGUCCGCAGUGGAGCAGGACCUCCACCAGGCGGACCUGCUGUGGACCCCGAUUCACGAGGAGAAAGUGGACUACCAGAGAAGAGUGGAGGACCUGAUGCGGAUGGCCUGUUCCAGCGUUUUGCCUGGAGGGGGCACCAACCAGGAGUUGGCCCACCACUGUCUACACGAGUGCCGAGGCGACAUCAUGGCUGCUCUGGCUCUCAUGAUGAUGAAGACUCCACUGUUCCCCGAGCAUCACCCACUCUCCAGCUACCACUACGCAGGGUCAGACGAGUGGACGGCGGCUGAGCGGCGGCAGUUCAACAAGGGCAUCGCCACGUACAAGAAGGACUUCUUCAUGGUGCAGAAACAGGUUACGACGAAGACGGUGGCUCAGUGUGUGGAGUUCUACUAUACGUACAAGAAACACGUGAAGAUCGGACGCAGCGGGGUGCUAACGUACGGCGAGGCGGAGCCGCUGGAGAGCCGGACCGCGGAGGAGGACGUGAGUAACAAGAGCUCUCACAGUCUGGAGACGCACAGGGAGGUGGAGAGCAGGAAGUGGGAGGGGCCAGCUGACAGGAAGCCGGAGUUCGGCCCUGCCCUGGUGACGCUGCAGCCCACCGAGAACCCUGGAACCGUGCUGAUCAUGAAAGGCCAGGACGACCCGGGGAGGGACCCCCCUCUGGCCCGGGUCAUCAGUCUUCCUCCUCCCGCUCCACUCCCAGUCUCCAAGCCCCGCUAUGACAGCGCAGCAAGAAAGCCAGCCACUGCUUCGACGGCCACCAAACCUGCCACCAACCAGGAGGGAGAGUUUCCCUGCAAGAAGUGCGGCAGGAUUUUCUACAAAGUGAAGAGCCGUAGCGCUCACAUGAAGAGCCACGCCGAGCAGGAGAAGAAGGCGGCAGCGCUGCGCCAGAAGGAGGCCGAGGAACGCGCAGCUGUGGCGGCAAAGGCUGCCGCCAUGCUGGCGGCACGGCAGCAAAACGGGACGCGGCAGAUGGGCGGCGACAGCACCAAUGACGACUCUACAGAAGGGGAGGACGAAGAUGACGACGACGACUGGAAGUAGAAGCCGUGAUGGACAGAGCAGUAUUUAUUCAAGAGAAGGCAGCGAGUGUGUGUGUGAGCGGGUGUCUGGAACAGGCCUCGUGUUCCCGGUGAGAUCACGCUCCUUUACCUCUCUGGGUCACAGGGCUCCACCGUUUCAAAGCCAUACUGGUUCCUCUGCACUUGCGUCCGGCUUCGCUUCCCCCGACUCUUUCUCCCGGACUGCUUCUAACUCUUGGGGGCGUUGUUGAAGCUUUGCGAAAUGCAUGACGAAAGUGUCGUGUGCUGACAGGGCGUUGUCCUGCAGCUCUGUUUCUGCCUUUUCGAUGACUUUUAUCUUGUAAUGACAAUCAAUUGACACUGUUUUAUACACCCACACGCUGGGCGCCGCCCGUUUGAUAUUGUUUUGUGAAUAUUCCUGGUUAUUCUCGUGAAGACAGCGAUGUUGAGGCUGCACCUGAAGUUUGGCUUUUGUCUACAAUCUUUCCUAUUUAUUGAAAACGCUGCCUGUUUAUGACUGUGAGCUGCUUCUUCUUCGGAGGCUGGGAAUGAAGACGUAGGCAGAAAUGUAUGUGCAAUAGUUCGACUCCAUGUCCAGACGUCUGUUUAGCCGUCUUUUCAUAUUUAUACAAAAGAGUUUCUAAGGCCAUCUGUGGCCUCCGUCAGCAGUAUAUGUGUUUCCAACCAGUCUGGGCUGGAGUCGAUGCCAUGUUUGCUCCGGGACCGUAUGCUGGACGCAUCUCCAGAGUUUAGCUGAUGCUGGAUCCACCCUGUGACUGAAGUGUAUUUGUUCAACGCCCAAAACCGGGGUUGAAGUUAGUCACGUGUUCCCCACUGUUAAAACUGCCUCGCCACGUUUGUCCUGUCGCUAUCAAGCGAGCCUCUGUUGCUGCGGCAACACAUCCAUUAACAAGGUCUCCCUUUAACAAGCUGAUGAGAAACAACUCCAGCAAAGUUGAACUCGGGUCUAUGCACAGGUGUGUGUGUGUGUGUGAGUUGUGUGGAUGCUGCGUGUGUGUGUGCUGGAGGUGUUUAGGGUCAAAAGUUCAGCCGACUGUGUCACAUGUUAAUUUAUACGGUUGUGUUUGGGUGGCGCUGUUCUUCACUUUGGUUAAGGGAAUCUUAAAGAGGACAAAUUGUUUAUUUAGCUAAAGAAUUAAAAAAAACAAAUGUAUAUGAAUGAGACUGUUUGCAUACUUUCUAUGAUCUUUUGAUAUGGGGGUUCAGUCUGAAGACCAAACGCCAGAUGGAAUCUCAGCAGUGCUUUUUACUACGGUGUAACUUAUUCGUUUCCAUUUUGAUUUAUACUGCCUGUGUUUUUAGUAAUGAUUUAUCGAGCACUGUAUAUUAAAGUUUUAAAA